Molecule: messenger RNA, 576 nt
Organism: Phycomyces blakesleeanus NRRL 1555(-)
Lineage: Eukaryota; Fungi; Mucoromycota; Mucoromycetes; Mucorales; Phycomycetaceae
Exons: 3
Coding region: 1-576 (191 amino acids)
Source: RefSeq, a predicted model, not a curated record
AUGAGCAACCUUCCCAACACCAUUAACCUUGAAGCUGACACUUCUGGCAAAAUGUGCUCAAAUUCCAGUGGCACCAACAACGAAUGGAAUGAGACAAAGGCAGAUGAGGUGUACUUCAUUGAGACAAAAACGAAGUUCAACCUUCAUCACUGCUUCAGAAUCUUGGCUAGACACCCAAAAUGGAAGUCAAGUGUUCCAGCCAAAAAGAAGGAAAGUAAUUCCAAAGUGGCGGCCUCUGCCCCUAACCCAAUUGGUGAGGGUAUAGACGAAGAGAAGUUUUCAGCUCGUUCAGCUGGAAGAAAGUUUACCAAGGAGCAAGAGGCGACUAAAAGAAAGCAGGAGAAGAAUGUUGAGAGGUUGAUUGCGUUGCAUUCAGAAAGUAUUGCAAAGGGUGAUGAGCGCAAGAAGCUCCUAAAAAAGACUAUGGAGUCUAACGUCUUGGUGGUAAAUGCCAUAAGAGAGACAAACGCCGUCCUUCAAAGGACUCAGGACAUAAAGGUUCUGUUGAUCAAUACUUCUUUGAUUGCAGAUCCUGUCAGCCGUCAGAUGAUGUUGGACUUGAAGAAGGAGGUAUAG